GCUGGGCCAUAGCAGUGAACAGCCUUCAGGCAUGUCUACAGCGGAAGAUCUGAAUUCAGGCUGGUGGCAGGAGACAACACAACCACGUUUUCUUUUAUGCAUGCAUUUGGUUUAAUUGACACAUUAACCACAGACAAAGGGGUAAAGGCCACAAAGUGUUAGGUUAGUAUGAACAGGGAAAAGGACAUUUUUUUUUUAAGAAAAAUAAAAGCAUCAGUAUUGCAAAGACUUUCCAUGAUCCUACACCCACCUCGAAAGCCCCGUCUCACCACAGGAAGUGCACUGACCAUUGGAGGCAUAAAAGAGGUCUUCAAAGAGCCCGAUCCUCACUCUCCCUGCACAGCUCAGCAGGACCUCAGCCAUGAGACUUCUCAUCCUGGCCCUCCUUGGCAUCUGCUGUCUCACUGCAUACAUUGUGGAAGGUGUAGGGAGUGAAGUCUCAGAUAAGAGGACCUGUGUGAGCCUCACUACCCAGCGACUGCCAGUUAGCAGAAUCAAGACCUACACCAUCACAGAAGGCUCCUUGAGAGCAGUAAUUUUUAUUACCAAACGUGGCCUAAAAGUCUGUGCUGAUCCACAAGCCACAUGGGUGAGAAACGUGGUCAGGAGCAUGGACAGGAAAUCCAGUGCCAGAAAUAACAUGAUCCAGACCAAGCCAACAGGAACCCAGCAAUCGACCAAUACAGCUGUGACCCUGACUGGCUAGUAGCCUCUGGCACACUGUCCCUCUCCAGCCAGCCAGCUCAUUUCACUUUACACGCUCAUGGACUGAGUUUAUACUCACCUUUUAUGAAAGCACUGCAUGAAUAAAAUUAUUCCUUUGUAUUUUUACUUUUAAAUGUCUUCUGUAUUCACUUAUAUGUUCUAAUUAAUAAAUUAUUUAUUAUUAAGAAUACUUCCCUAGUCUAUUCAUUAUAUGUAGGGAAAAGUAGUAUAUCAUUGGUGUUUGAUUUCUGUCCUGCUUGUACCUCUCUUUGAUGGUAACCAUAAUGGAAGAGAUUCUGGCUAGUGUUUAUCAGAGGUGAAAACUAUAUCGAUCACUCUUUGAGUCCAGCUUGUAAUGGUUCUUUACACAUGAGUCACAAGUUACAGCUGUGACAAUGGCAACAAUUUGAGAUCUAUUUCAACUUGUCUCUAUAAUAGAAUUCUGUUUAUAGAAUAAGGGAGAAAAUAAUCCAGUCUUCACUGGGUUCCCAUUCUGAGGGUCCACUACUCAAAAAUUUGCUUCACUCAAUUUUUUUCACCUCUUUGUGUUUUAUUUUGGUGUCCUAUUAAAGGAAUAAAAUGACACAACUUGUCCCUUUUUUUGUCCCAUUAGCAAAAAUUAGAAUUUUGGUAUAAAGAAACUUUAUUCAAGUAAAAAUCAAUACCUUUUGAAUUGGACAAUAAUCUCACUACCUUAUUAGGAUUUCUGUAUUUGCCAUUACGCUAGUUAUCAUGCAUGUUAUGCUUUACUGUGAAUAAGCUUUUAAUGCUCCAAAUGCUGACCCAUGCAAUAUUUCCUCAUGUGAUCACAAUUUGCAGUAAACUUUUAAUUAAAUGCUCAUCUGGUAACUCAACACCCCAGAUUCAUGCUGUCUUGUAUGCUAAUUAAAUUGCUGAUUUGUUUCAUGCUUAGGGUUUUACUAUCCAAGUAGCUGACGAUGUAUACAUUCUCUUCUAUCAG
Messenger RNA from Gorilla gorilla gorilla (western lowland gorilla), 1666 nucleotides. RefSeq names its product lymphotactin. Gene Ontology annotation, cellular component: extracellular region. Gene Ontology annotation, molecular function: CCR chemokine receptor binding; chemokine activity. The transcript is spliced from 3 exons. The record is from RefSeq and is a predicted model, not a curated record. Bases 362 to 706 code for a protein of 114 amino acids. NCBI's taxonomy places the organism in Eukaryota, Metazoa, Chordata, Mammalia, Primates, Hominidae. Gene Ontology annotation, biological process: cell chemotaxis; antimicrobial humoral immune response mediated by antimicrobial peptide; positive regulation of cell migration.